UUUUAAUUUGUGUAAUUGAUUAAUAAAAAAAAUUAUAGUUAUUAAAAUAAAAUAACUAUGAUUAUCAAUUUGUUGGUGUAAAAUCAUAUGGUACCAUAUCCAUUCCUGGCCGGAGUCUAUUUGUUUGAAGUUUGAAAUGUUAUUCGUCGUUUAAUACGCCGUAGCAGCCACAGUGACUACUGAGUGACUUUUUUUUCCUCCUUGUCUGUCAAUUUCUUCAACUCUUUCUUCUUCUUCUACACUUUUUCUUCCUUUCCAAAUUAGACCAAUUUUUUGUCUUCUUCAAACCUCAACUUCUAUACAUACAUACCACUAUCUUUAUUCCCACCUCAACUACACAUCAAUAAAUUUCCAUCUUCAUCUUUUUCCUUUCUACUCUUUUUUUUUCUUUUCAUUUCUGGGUUUUUUUCCUGAAUCCCAAAACUCUGACACUUUAUUUUGUUGGGUUUUCCCCUUGAGAAGAUUUUGCUUUCUGUGACACAUCCUAUUUGAAUCUCAAAAAUCUUCCUUUAUUCCUUUUUGUUAAUUUGAACAAUUUUUCAAAGUCUGCAGAUCCAACAAAAGGAAGAAUAUUAAUAGCUCAGCUGGUAGAGUAGAUGAACUUUCAUCUUGUCUGGUAAAGACGUUCUUAAAAAUUCCUAAGGAUUUGGUAAUCCAGAAUUGACAUUCAACUUUCUGGAUUAGCUCAGUUUUCUAAAAAUGGCAGAUGCUUCGCAAAUCAAUGGUAAACUAGACGAUCCAAGUAUGAUUGAGCUGACUGGGAAAAUACUAGUGGUGGCAGUCAUAGUUCUCUUUCUUGUAGUGAUGUUGGUUUUCUUUCUCCACCUUUACUCAAAAUGGUUCUGGAACCAACGCCGGCAAGCAGACAACAACCCCAACCCCACCACACGGCAGCGGCGCCUCCGCCUCCGCCGCUUCGACUUUUCUCCAGGUCAUGAAGAAGUUAAUGUUACAUCUGUUCUCAAAAGGGGACUUGACCCUUUUCUUCUUAAAACAAUUCCCGUAGUUUUAUUCAAUUCUGAAGAAUUCAAAGAUGGAUUGGAAUGUGCUGUUUGUCUAUGCGAUGUGUGUGAUGGUGAAAUGGCAAGAAUUUUGCCUAAAUGCAAUCAUGGUUUUCAUGUCGAUUGCAUUGAUAUGUGGUUUCAAUCUCAUUCUACUUGCCCACUUUGUCGAAACCCAGUCAUGUCACAAGAAUCAUCAACAGUAGAAGAAGAGGAUUUAGCGGCUAAUUCAAUAGAGGUACCAAAUUUCCCAACUAAUGUCUUGUUUUGGGGAAAUGAGACUCAAGUGAGCACAAUGGGUCCAAGUAAUUUGGAGGAUUCUUUACAAGGUACUAAUUCUUCUCAGUCACCUUGUCCACCACCACAACCAGCACUAGCACCAUCAUCGUCUUCGUUGUCGUUGGUUUCAUUGGUAAUUGAUAUUCCAAGGCAGAUUAAUGAAGUAGUAGAAGAAGAAGAUAAAUCUCCAAUGCCGACAAGAUUGAGGUCUUUGAAAAGGCUCUUGAGUCGGGAUAGGAGGGUUAAUCCUUCUAGUCCAAGAAUUGUAGAUGUAGAACAAGGAGACAGAUGAGGUUUUUGACACUUUCCAUUGUCAAACGGACGGGUUGAGUGGGAUAUGAAUUGGUCAAAAAUGAUUCCGGCCAAACUGCUAGUGAAUAUAUAUUGUACAAGUAUAAACAACAAUGUAGUGGGCUUUUUGAUUGAGAAUGAAACAAUCUGUCUUCUCUUCCAGUAGAGUAUUUUGUUGAAAAAUAUCAUGCAUUUUUUGUUGCAGAAAUAAUCAAACCAAUAUUGGUUACAUUAGUUAGGCAAA
Solanum dulcamara is the source of this 1815-nucleotide messenger RNA. RefSeq names its product RING-H2 finger protein ATL3-like. Bases 700 to 1572 code for a protein of 290 amino acids. The record is from RefSeq and is a predicted model, not a curated record. Lineage: Eukaryota; Viridiplantae; Streptophyta; Magnoliopsida; Solanales; Solanaceae. The transcript has a single exon.